This is a messenger RNA of Phragmites australis (common reed), 2122 nucleotides long. Its product is annotated as isocitrate lyase. The transcript has 3 exons. The coding region runs from base 93 to 1808 and encodes 571 amino acids. Lineage: Eukaryota; Viridiplantae; Streptophyta; Magnoliopsida; Poales; Poaceae. Gene Ontology annotation, biological process: carboxylic acid metabolic process. The record is from RefSeq and is a predicted model, not a curated record. Gene Ontology annotation, molecular function: isocitrate lyase activity. Gene Ontology annotation, cellular component: glyoxysome.
GGCAAGGCAGCCAAGGCACGCAUGCACUUGCAGUUCUUCGCAUCUCUGAGUGCGUGUCCUGAUUCGUGUACGCCUCUUCUUCGUUAGCAGCCAUGGCGUCGCCGUUAUCCGUGCCUUCGUUGAUAAUGGAGGAGGAAGGGCGGUUCGAGGCGGAGGUGGCGGAGGUGGAGGCGUGGUGGAAUACGGAGCGGUUCCGGCUCACCAAGCGCCCCUACACCGCCCGCGACGUCGUCCUCCUCCGCGGCACGCUCCGCCAGAGCUACGCCUCCGGCGAGUUGGCCAAGAAGCUCUGGCGCACGCUCAAGGCCCACCAGGCCGGUGGCACCGCCUCCCGCACCUUCGGCGCGCUCGACCCCGUGCAGGUCACGAUGAUGGCCAAGCACCUGGACACCAUCUACGUCUCCGGGUGGCAGUGCUCGUCCACGCACACCACCACGAACGAGCCUGGGCCAGACCUCGCCGACUACCCCUACGACACGGUGCCGAACAAGGUGGAGCACCUCUUCUUCGCGCAGCUCUACCACGACCGCAAGCAGCGGGAGGCGCGCAUGUCGCUGCCCCGUGCGGAGCGCGCGCGUGCGCAGUACGUGGACUUCCUCAAGCCCAUCAUCGCCGACGGCGACACCGGGUUCGGCGGCGCCACGGCCACCGUCAAGCUGUGCAAGCUCUUCGUCGAGCGCGGGGCAGCGGGGGUCCACCUGGAGGACCAGUCGUCGGUUACCAAGAAGUGCGGGCACAUGGCCGGGAAGGUGCUCGUCGCGGUCUCGGAGCACGUCAACCGCCUCGUCGCCGCGCGCCUCCAGUUCGACGUCAUGGGUGUCGAGACUGUCCUCGUCGCGCGCACCGACGCCGUCGCCGCAACGCUGAUCCAGACCAACGUCGACGCGCGCGAUCACCAGUUCAUACUCGGCGCGACGAACCCGCGCCUCAAUGGCCGGAGCCUCGCGACCGUGCUCUCCGACGCCAUGUCGGCCGGCAAGAACGGAAGGGAGCUCCAGGCCAUCGAGGACGAGUGGCUCGCCGCGGCACAGCUUAAGACCUUCUCCGAUUGCAUCAGGGACGCCAUCGAGGGCGUCAACACAACCGACCAGGACAAGCAACGCAAGCUCCAGGAGUGGACCAACGCCACCAGCUACGACAAGUGCGUGUCAAACGAGCAAGCGCGCGACAUCGCCGCGCGCCUCGGUGUCACGUCCGUGUUCUGGAACUGGGACCUGCCGCGGACCAGGGAAGGGUUCUACCGCUUCCGGGGCUCCGUGGCCGCGGCCGUGGUCCGCGGGCGCGCCUUCGCGCCGCACGCCGACGUGCUUUGGAUGGAGACGUCGAGCCCCAACGUCGCCGAGUGCACCGCCUUCGCCGAGGGCGUGAAGGCGACCUACCCCGAGGCUAUGCUGGCCUACAACCUCUCGCCGUCGUUCAACUGGGACGCGUCCGGCAUGACGGACGCCGACAUGGUGUCGUUCAUCCCACGCGUCGCACGGCUCGGGUACGUCUGGCAGUUCAUCACGCUAGCCGGGUUCCACGCCGACGCGCUCGUCACCGACACGUUCGCGCGGGACUUCGCGCGGCGUGGCAUGCUGGCCUACGUGGAGAGGAUCCAGAGGGAGGAGAGGAUCAAUGGGGUGGAGACGCUGGAGCAUCAGAAGUGGUCGGGCGCCAACUUCUAUGACAGGGUGCUGAAGACCGUGCAGGGUGGCAUCUCCUCAACCGCAGCCAUGGGCAAAGGAGUUACUGAAGAGCAGUUCAAGGACUCAAGGCCUGGAACUGGGAGCAGUAGCCAACAAGUUGUCGCCAAAUCAAGGAUUUGAUGAGAAGUUGAGAAUUGAAGAAGGAAUAAUGAUUCAGAGGAAAUGAAACUAAUAAUAAAUGGGACUCAGAUCACCAGCUAUGGGAAGAUGCUUUACAAACUGAACUAUAAUCGGCAUGCAAGAAUCAACCAAUCGCCUAGCUAUAUAUGAAUUGAGUUAUAUGGCUUAUGAUUCGUACUAGAACAAUAAACUGGGAUAAAAGUAUCAAUGUGAAUCGUGGAGAUUAUUUAUCAAUUGAAAAAUGGGAUACACCACUUGAUUUUUAGUACUACAGUCUCAAAUAAAAUAUGAGUUUAAGUAUUGUUAUGCAUAUA